AUGUCGUACGCGCCUAAGCGAAAAACUGACGGCGGGUCUGAUCGGCCCGCAAAAUUAGCGACGAGACCACGACAACCGGCCUUUCACAAUUUGAGGGAAAAAUAUCCCACGGUGGAAAAACUGGAGGAACACCUGAAGAGCUUGUCACGCCCGGCGGUAGAGGCUCUCAUCCUCUCUGGGGCAUUCCCGGAGGUAAUCGAUCAGUCAAUCAAUCAUCCUUCCACCAAUUCUUUGGGAAAGGAACCGUAACUAACAAGCCCUAGGCCGCCUCGGACCUCCGUCAUUGCGUUUACUGUCAUAAAACCUUCCACAGACUGGCCAACGGAGGCGGCUGCGCCGUCACACACUUUAUAGAAGAACCCUACGAGUUCGGCGACGAGAACGAGACGCAAGAAUUCCUGUGCUGCGGCGCCAGAAUAUGUUACUUGGAAUUCGAGGAGCAUGAGGAUGAUCCUGCCGACAUGUACCCGUAUUGUUACCAGGGACGACAUUGGGAGGCGGAAAUCACAACGGAUGACGAGAGGGAGGCCUUGAAGCAGAACGAAGCGGACGAGAUGAUUCCCGACGAUAACCCACCGAGGAGGGGCUCGAGACCGGUUUGGUGGCGGGGAUGGAGGGAGAAUGGGAUGAGUUGUGAGAAGAUGAAGUGUAGGGAGGUUCAGAGGUAG
This is a messenger RNA of Tuber aestivum (summer truffle), 668 nucleotides long. NCBI's taxonomy places the organism in Eukaryota, Fungi, Ascomycota, Pezizomycetes, Pezizales, Tuberaceae. The record is from the annotation of a GenBank genome assembly.